This is a messenger RNA of Amphimedon queenslandica, 1250 nucleotides long. RefSeq lists its product as uncharacterized. The transcript has 8 exons. The record is from RefSeq and is a predicted model, not a curated record. Lineage: Eukaryota; Metazoa; Porifera; Demospongiae; Haplosclerida; Niphatidae. Gene Ontology annotation, molecular function: oxidoreductase activity. Bases 18 to 1118 code for a protein of 366 amino acids.
CACAACUCUUGAACACAAUGGCUGAUGCAACUCGCGAUGAUAUACAACUACCAUAUCGCUAUCUUGGGAAUAGUGGGCUCAGAGUGUCCACCAUAUGUCUUGGGACAAUGACGUUUGGUGCUUUAGAAUCUUCACGCCCUGGGCAGUGUGAUGAACCCACUGCCCACUCUCUGUUGGAUGCAUUUGUUCAAGCAGGUGGUAAUUUCAUCGACACUGCCGACGUAUAUCAAUUUGGAGUCUCCGAAUCAAUCAUUGGCAACUGGUUAGUGAAAAGACCCGACGUUCGAUCGAAAAUGAUAAUUGCAACUAAAUUAUGGGGCCCAAUGGAUAAAGAUGAUCCAAAUUGUCGGGGACUAUCAAGACAUCACGUUUUGCUAGCAGUCGAGCAAAGUCUUCAUCGACUUAGAACGGAUUACAUUGAUCUGUACCAGAUACAUUGUUGGGAUGAUGGUACGCCUUUAGAGGAGACACUAAGAGCUCUCAAUGACCUUGUGAAGAUGGGAAAGGUUCACUACAUUGGAGUGAGUAAUGUGACUGGCUGGCAGUUCCAAAAGAUCAUUGAUACUUCAAAAUACCUUGGACUCAACCAGAUCAUUAGUAACCAGGCCCAAUACAGUUUAUUGUGUAGAUCUACUGAAUGGGAGCUAUUGGAAGUAUGCAAACGGGAAGGUGUGGCCAUGUUGCCAUGGAGUCCUCUAAAAGGGGGUCUCCUCACUGGUAAGUAUGAGCGUGGUGUUGUUCCUGAUGAUCCUAAAAGCUCACGUAUUGCGUGGGUUGAAGCUGAUAAGAAGUCUCGUUCCAAUCAGUCCCACCCGUCAUUGACACAGUAUGCUGAUAAAGAUGAGUACUGGGAACUCAUUAAAGCUAUGAGAGAAAUAGCUACUAAACAUGAUGCUAGUGUUGCUCAAGUAGCUAUUGCUUGGUUGUUACAUCAGCCAGCUGUGUCCUCGGUUGUAAUUGGAGCAAGGACUGUCUCUCAACUCCAGGACAACUUGAAGGCAGCACAACUGAAGCUUGAUCCAGAGGAGGUGAGUCUGUUGACUACGCUGAGUAAUGAGACAUUACCAUAUCCCUAUGAGAUGGUGUUCAGACUACAGAAAGGAAGAGAAAGAAACUAAACACUGUUGUUUUUACUUGCUGCAUAGAUAAAUAUAUUUAACUUCAUAUAUUAUAUUGACUUUAUAUGUAAAAAGAAAAAUUAAUAUCAUCAGUGCUAUUUUUCACUAGUAUGAACAAGGUUUUUAAAGGUG